This is a messenger RNA of Cavenderia fasciculata, 4389 nucleotides long. Its product is annotated as ABC transporter G family protein. Gene Ontology annotation, biological process: aggregation involved in sorocarp development; transmembrane transport; sorocarp morphogenesis. The transcript is spliced from 3 exons. Bases 1 to 4389 code for a protein of 1462 amino acids. Gene Ontology annotation, molecular function: ATP hydrolysis activity; ABC-type transporter activity; ATP binding. NCBI's taxonomy places the organism in Eukaryota, Evosea, Eumycetozoa, Acytosteliales, Cavenderiaceae. Gene Ontology annotation, cellular component: membrane. The record is from RefSeq and is a predicted model, not a curated record.
AUGGUCGAAUUUGAACAAGAACAAAAUAAUAAUAAUACCGAUAAUCAUGAUCAAUUUGAUAUCAUUGAAGAAAUUCAAUUAGGCAAUAAUAAUAAUAAUCAAAAUAAUAAUAAUAAUAAUAAUAAUAGUGAAGAUGGAGCAGAUGAAGAUGGCCAAGUAGAUGUAGAUAAAGGUAUAGGGGAUUUUAAGAAAAUGGCUGCUCAUUUGGAAAUGGAGAGUGAAAGGUAUAGAUUAGAAAAUGAUGGUGAUUUAGAAGGUCGUCCAGCCGAAACAGAGGAGGACUUUAAACUUCGUCGUUAUUUUGAAGAUUCCAAAAGACAAUUGGCAUCCAAUGGUGCAAAGCCAAAGAAAAUGGGUAUCAGUAUUCGUGACUUGACUGUAGUAGGAAGAGGUGCCGAUGCUUCAAUUAUUCCAGAUAUGUUAACACCUGUAAAAAGAUUUUUUAAUUUAUUUAAUCCAUAUUCUUGGAAAGGAGAAAAUGGUACAACAUUUGAUAUUCUUCAUAAUAUAAAUGCAUUUGUAAAGGAUGGUGAAAUGUUGUUGGUUUUGGGUAGACCUGGAAGUGGUUGUAGUACAUUGCUUAGAGUCAUUUCAAAUCAACGUGAAUCUUAUGUAGAGGUAAAGGGUGAUGUUUCAUAUGGUGGUUUACCAUCAAAGAAAUGGGGCAAGUAUAGAGGUGAAGCUAUUUAUACUCCAGAAGAAGAUGCUCAUUAUCCAACCCUGACUGUAAGAGAGACACUCGAUUUCACACUCAAGGUCAAAACACCAGGCCAACGUUUACCAGAUGAAACCAAACGUAGUUUCCGUGACAAGAUUUUCAAUUUGUUGGUUGGUAUGUUUGGUAUUGUUCAUCAAGCCGAUACAAUGGUUGGUAAUGAAUGGGUUCGUGGUCUAUCAGGUGGUGAACGUAAACGUAUGACCAUCACUGAAGCAAUGGUUUCAGCAUCACCCAUCACAUGUUGGGAUAGUUCUACUCGUGGUUUGGAUGCUGCUUCUGCACUCGAUUAUGCCAAGUCACUUCGUAUCAUGUCUGAUACACUCGACAAGACCACUAUCGCUUCGUUCUACCAAGCUUCCGAUUCAAUCUAUCAUCAAUUUGACAAUGUAUUGGUAUUGGAAAAGGGUAGAUGUAUCUAUUUCGGUCCAAUUGGUGAAGCCAAACAAUACUUUUUGGAUAUGGGGUUCGAGUGUGAACCAAGAAAAUCAAUUGCCGAUUUCUUGACUGGUGUCACUAACCCCCAAGAAAGAAAGGUUCGUGAGGGAUUCGUUGGUCUUGCUCCACCCCAAACAUCUGUCGAGUUUGAAGCUCGUUGGUUACAAUCCCCACAAUACCAACGUUCAUUGGCUCGUCAAAAAGAGUUUGAAGAACAAAUUGAACGUGAACAACCACACCUUGUAUUUGCCGAACAAGUCAUUGCUGAAAAGUCCCGUACCACUCCAAACAGCAAGCCAUAUGUAACCUCGUUUAUCACUCAAGUCAUGGCAUUGACAGUACGUCAUUUCCAAUUGAUUGGUAAUGACAAGUUUGGUAUUUUCUCUCGUUACAUUUCAUUGACCAUUCAAGCCAUCCUCUAUGGCUCUGUAUUUUACAAAGCUGGUGGUGAUUACAAUGGUCUGUUUACCAGAGGUGGUGCCAUCUUUGCCAGUCUCUAUUUAAAUGCCUUCCUUUCACAGGGUGAGCUGCCACUCACGUUUGUCGGUCGUCGUAUCCUCCAAAAGCACAAGUCAUACGCCAUGUACCGUCCAUCAGCCUUCCUUGUUGCCCAAGUCAUCACUGAUAUUCCAGUCCUUGCACUACAAGUAUUCCUCUACUCGAUCAUUGCCUAUUUCAUGUUUGGUCUGCAAUACUCGGCCGAUCAAUUCUUUAUUUUCGCAUUUACUUUGCUUGGUUCGGCUCUUACCUAUACCAAUCUAUUCCGUCUGUUUGGUAACUGUUUCCCAUCGUUGUUUACCGCUCAAAAUUCAAUCUCUGCCUAUCUCAUCUUUAUGUUGACCUUUGGUGGUUAUGCCAUCCCCUACCCCAAGAUCAAAGAGGUUAUGUGGUUUGGUUGGUUCUAUUGGAUCAAUCCAGUUACCUAUGCUUUCAAGGCAAUGAUGGCCAAUGAAUUUAGAGAUGCCAGCUUUGACUGCUCUACCAGUGCUAUUCCCAUGGGUGAGUCGUACACUGAUCCAGCCUACCGUGUCUGUCCCAUCCCAGGUUCAACUCCAGGUCAAAUGUCAAUAUCUGGUGAAGCCUAUCUCGAACACACAUUCUCUUUCAAGAUUGAUGAUCGUGCUCUUAAUAUUUGUAUCCUUUAUCUCUGGUGGUUACUCUUUACCGCUCUCAAUAUGAUUGCAAUGGAAAAGUUUGAUUGGACCAGCGGUGGUUACACUCAAAAGGUCUACAAGCCAGGAAAAGCUCCAAAGAUUAAUGAUGCCGAAGAUGAACUCAAACAAAUCCGUAUCGUUCAAGAAGCUACUGACAAGCUCAAAGAAAACUUAAAGAUGGAAGGUGGUGAAUUCUCAUGGCAAAACAUUAGAUACACUGUUCCACUUGCUGACAAGACUCAAAAGCUCCUAUUGGAUGAUGUUGAAGGUUGGAUUAAACCAGGUCAAAUGACUGCCUUGAUGGGUAGUUCAGGUGCCGGUAAAACUACACUUCUCGAUGUUUUGGCAAAGAGAAAGACACUUGGUACAGUUCAAGGUACAUCACUAUUGAAUGGUAAACCAUUGGACAUUGAUUUCGAACGUAUUACUGGUUAUGUAGAACAAAUGGAUGUCCACAACCCACAUUUAACAGUUCGUGAAGCACUUCGUUUCUCUGCCAAGAUGCGUCAAGAACCAUCAGUAUCUUUGGAAGAAAAGUUUAGCUAUGUCGAACAUGUCCUUGAAAUGAUGGAAAUGAAACAUCUUGGUGAUGCUCUUAUCGGUGAUUUGGAAUCUGGUGUUGGUAUCUCUGUUGAAGAACGUAAACGUCUUACCAUUGGUACUGAGCUCGUCGCCAAGCCACAUAUUCUCUUUUUGGAUGAACCUACUAGUGGUCUUGAUUCACAGUCGUCGUACAAUAUCAUCAAAUUCAUUCGUAAGCUUGCUGAUGCUGGUAUGCCAUUGGUUUGUACCAUUCAUCAACCAUCAUCCAUCUUGUUUGAAUAUUUCGAUCGUCUCUUAUUAUUGGCAAAGGGUGGUAAAACAGCCUACUUUGGUGAUAUUGGUGAAAACAGCAAGACAUUGACAUCUUAUUUCGAACGUCAUGGUGUGCGUACUUGCAACCCAUCAGAGAAUCCAGCCGAGUAUAUGCUCGAAGUCAUCGGUGCUGGUGUCCAUGGAAAGACCGAUAUUGACUGGCCAGCUGCCUGGAAGGCAUCACCAGAAUGCUCAGACAUUACCAAACAACUCAAUGAAAUGAGAGAAAGAAAUGUCCGCAUCAACGAACAAUCAAGUCAAAAAGCAAGAGAAUUCUCCACAUCGGGUAUCUACCAAUUCUGGGAGGUGUACAAGCGUAUGAAUAUCAUCUGGUGGCGUGAUCCAUCCUAUUCAUUUGGUCGUUUCUUCCAAUCGGUCCUCACUGGUCUCGUACUCGGUUUCAGUUAUUUCCAACUGGACAACUCGUCAUCGGAUAUGCUUCAAAGACUCUUUGUUGUAUUCCAAGGUAUUCUCCUCUCGAUCAUGCUCAUCUUUAUUGCCAUCCCACAAUUCUUUAUUCAAAGAGAGUAUUUUAGAAGAGAGUAUGCCUCCAAGUACUAUUCUUGGGGACCAUUUGCCUUGUCCAUCGUCCUCGUCGAAUUGCCAUACAUCAUUGUCACCAAUACCAUCUACUUUUUCUGUUCAUACUAUACUGUCGGACUUGAAUUCGAUGCAGAGACUGGAUUCUAUUACUGGUUGGCUGGUACUGUUUUCCUCUUUUACAGUGUAUCUUUUGGUCAAAUGAUUGCAGCCAUCUGUGUCAACAUGACACUUGCAAUGACUCUUACACCUCUUCUCAUCGUAUUCCUUUGGUUAUUUGGGGGUGUGAUGGUCAGCCCGGGCUCCAUCCCAACAUUCUGGAAGUAUACAGCCUAUCCUAUGAAUCCAACUCGUUACUAUCUCGAAGGUGUCAUUACCAAUGUUCUCAAAGACCUCACUGUCAAAUGUUCCUCAGUCGAUCUCCUCAGAUUCAAUGUGCCAGCCGGCCAAACAUGUGGUGACUAUGCCCAAGAGUUUAUCAACGCUGCUCCAGGUUACAUUGACAAUCCAAUGGACACUGAAAACUGUGGCUACUGUAUCUAUGAAAAUGGAAGUGAUUAUUAUCAUGGUUUGGAGUGGUCUGAAACUAAUCGUUGGAGAAACUUUGGAAUCGUCUUAUGUUACUGGGUAUUCAAUGUCUUAUUAAUAAUGGGAUUUGUUUAUCUUUCAAGAAAGGCUCAAAGAUAA